Molecule: messenger RNA, 2244 nt
Organism: Epinephelus moara (kelp grouper)
Lineage: Eukaryota; Metazoa; Chordata; Actinopteri; Perciformes; Serranidae
Gene: pld5
Product: phospholipase D family, member 5
Exons: 10
Coding region: 253-1713 (486 amino acids)
Molecular function (GO): catalytic activity
Source: RefSeq, a predicted model, not a curated record
ACACACACACACACAUACACACAUAGACACAGCCAGAGGCUGAAAGAACCAUGUCAGGACAUGGGACGGACCAGGACUCGAGGUGCACACACACAUACCUUCCAGGACAGUGAGGAACCAGCAGGAUGAAGACGGUGGCUGAAGACAUCAGAGCGGGACAGGCUGAGGGGUGGGUGAUGAAGACGGAGAGACAGACAGACAAAGAUGUGUGACUGAGCUGCUGUCAGAGAAGUUUGAAGGAGUGCUGCUCUCAUGGCGGGACCGACCCCACAGGAGCCCUUGAAGACCCAGCAGAAGUGCAUCGCCAUCUUUGCCCUGCUUUGCUGCUUUGCUGUGCUGGUGGCGCUGAUCUUCUCAUCUGUGAACAUUUGGGGGGACGAUGAGGACGGUAUCACAGAGGAAAACUGUAGCAGGGACUGCCGCAUUGCGCUGGUGGAGAAUAUUCCAGACGACCUCUCUCUCCCCAUGGAUGGCGGACUGCACCUCCCUCUCUCUGUUGGCUUUCAUACAUUGUUGGACCAGGCAAAGCACUCAGUUGAGGUGGUGUCACCUGUCUGGAACUUAAACCCCUGGGACCAGGAAACAACGCCAAGCACUGCCAAACAGGGUCAGCUGUUGUUCCAGAGACUGCUCAGCCUGAAAUCUCGUGGGGUUAAACUGAAGAUUGCCAGCAGUCUAACUAACUCCGCCGAACUGAAGACCUUGGCAGCGCACAACGCAGAGGUUCAUUUUGUUAACAUGACAGCAUUUACCAGAGGAGGACUACAUUCCUCAUUCUGGAUAGUGGAUCGGAGGCACAUUUACAUCGGGAGCGCCGACAUGGAUUGGAGGUCACUCUCCAAGAGGAAAGAACUGGGGGUGGUGGUGUACAACUGCAGCUGUCUGGCUCUGGACCUCCACCGAAUCUUUUCAUUUUACUGGCAGCUCCAUGAGAGGGACUACAUCCCCUCCAUCUGGUCGAAGAGAGUUACAGCCCUCUACGGGAGGCACGACGCCCUGGAGCUACAACUCAAUGCCACCAAGGCCACUGCUUAUGUGUCUACCUCGCCUGAACUCUUCUGCGCUAAAGAUCGCACCAGAGAUGUAGAUGCCAUCUAUCAAGUCAUCCAAAGUGCAAAGACAUUUAUCUUUAUAUCUGUGACGGACUACCUCCCUCUGGUGAGCAGGAGUUUCAGAGGAACCUCGGUCACAAGGUACUGGUCACCUAUAGAUGAGAUGAUCAGAGAGGCUGUGGUACUGAGAGGAGUCAGAGUGCGCCUGCUGAUAAGCUUCUGGAAGAAGACUCACCCUCUUACCUUUAACUUUGUCACCUCCCUCCAGUCUCUCUGCAUGCAGCUGCACAACUGCUCUUUGGAGGUGAGGUUUUUUAGUCACAAAGAGCAAGGGGAUGAUAUUCAACAUGGGCUCAACCACAACAAGUACAUGGUGACCGACAACGCUGUCUACAUUGGUAACCAUGACUGGGUCGGGAGUGACUUUGCCAUCAAUACAGGAGUUGGGCUGGUGAUCAGGAUGAAAGAUAGUCUUAAAGACGGGGGAGUGACAAUCCUGGAGCACGUCAAGGUUGCUUUUGAGAGAGACUGGCGGUCACGUUAUGCUAAGAGCCUGCAAGGAAACAAAGAUCAACAGGGCAAAUACAGACACCUGCAACAAGCAAAAAUCCACCUGGAUUCUAAGGAGGAAAACGAGUGGAAAAACCCUUUAUCUUUAUAAGCACAGAAUGUCUUUCUAUAGCCUAACGCCUCUGAAUACUCUAGAUUUUACAGUAUGCGAAUGUGACUUAACCUAACUUUAAUUACAGUCAGCAAAGACAAUGUUGAGAUAAUAAUCUGACUCAUUACAGUUGCAAGUGACAGUGUCAGUAUCUAACUACUUAAUCAAACGUUGACUGUUAUAUGAGCAUGCUAUGCUGCAUGAAUAUUGAAAGCAAUAUUCAGACUCAAACUAUAUACUGGGACAAGCAAUAUGCCGAUUAUAAAAUCAAUAUGCUCUAUAUGAAACUUAUUUAAAUCCAUAAACACAUCUCAUCAAACUCACCAAAACAAAUCACAUUUAGUAUUUAAAUAACGAUGCUCUAUUUUUGUUGACAGUUCUCACUUGUAUUUUAUAAACUUUUUAAUACAUUUUUUGCCUAGUGUUUUAUGCUGUAUUUUCCUCAAUAGUGAUGAAUUCAGUUUCUUGAAUGCACAAGCUCAUGCAGUAGUUUGACAGAUGUAACGACAGCUGUUCAUCAUCUCAUUGAAA